Molecule: messenger RNA, 1276 nt
Organism: Marchantia polymorpha subsp. ruderalis
Lineage: Eukaryota; Viridiplantae; Streptophyta; Marchantiopsida; Marchantiales; Marchantiaceae
Source: the annotation of a GenBank genome assembly
UACCUUUGGCUGGUCGCAAAAUAUUGCAACUUUUUAGUACUCGGACAUCUAAACAAGUGAUCCAGAAAAAUGGCCACCAGAGGUUCCCAAUGGUUCCUUUGGAUCGCUUCGAUUCUUCUGAUAGCAGUGGUAUCACAAGGGCAGUUAACCACUGACUUUUAUGACUCCACUUGCCCGCAAGCUGCCACAAUUGUAAAGCAAAAGGUCGAUGAAAUCGUUGACGCCGAUAAAGGAAUGGCUGCAGGUCUGAUGCGCCUGCAUUUCCAUGAUUGCUUCGUUCGGGGCUGCGAUGGAUCGGUGCUUCUGAUUUCGACCAAUACUACACUCGCUGAGAAAGAGGCGCUCAUAAACAACGGCUCCCUUCGAGGAUUUGAGCAUAUUGACGAUAUAAAGAUGGAGCUCGAGUGCGCAUGCCCAGGUGUCGUGUCGUGUGCCGACAUUUUGGCCAUGGUGGCGAGGGACGCCACUGUUAAGCUCGGAGGCUUGAGCUGGCCAGUGUUUCUGGGCCGCAUCGAUGGACGAUCGUCAGUUGCAGACGAGGUCAACACCAGUCUACCAUUCCGAACAUACAACUUCUCCCAGCUAGUUGCGACUUUCGCCAAAGUUGGACUAGACACCAAGGACAUGAUCGUCCUUUCAGGCGGGCACUCUAUCGGACAACUCCACUGCGGAGCAUUCUUCGAGCGCCUGUGGGACUUUCAAGGUCAGAAUAUCACAGACCCAUCGAUGGACCCGGAAUUCGCCGAGUCUCUCAAGGCCCAGUGCCCUCGCGACAACCCUCUCCUCUUCAAAGGGGCCGAUUCCACGAACGCCACAUUCGACGCCGUUUACUACUUGGACCUUCUGACCCGCAAGGGCCUGAUGGACUCGGACGUGGCGCUGAUGAGCGAUCCCUUGGGAGUGGAAUACGCCAUCAAAGCUGUGCAGGACCCCUACUCCUUCCUGUUCGAGUUUGGAAUGGCCAUGAUCAAAAUGGGCAACAUUCCAGCGAGCGAUCCUUACGGCUGGAGGAAGAAUUGCGCAGUCAUUAAGCCAUGCAACUUCUGAAAUCCAUAGAAAACAACUCAGAUAACGUCUCUCAUUGCAACUGUACGGGACAGAGAACAGGCUAAGAAAAAGAAACAGGCUAAAAGUCCGUAGCACUUUUACAACUUCAUGAUCUUCGGAUUAAAUCACGUGUAAAUAUGGUUCACAUCAACUUCAUGAGACAGGUAGAGUACUUGAAGUGAGAUUACUCGCCCAUUGGCGACAAAUGUCCAUUUAGUACAUUGAGAGU